AUGACUUCGACUGAUAAAGAUGCUGAAAAAAGUGAACAACAAGCUGAUGAGAAUGUUGAGAAUGCAGAAGACGAGAAAGCAGCUCUCGAUGAAUACAUAUGUAACCUAGAAGCCAGGGUGAAACAAAAAUCUGAAUUAAGAAACCAAAAUUUAAACUGUGUACGGCCGCCUGAAAACCAUUUCUCUAAACUAGACUCAGGGCUAAAGAAGAAUACAACUUUUGUGAAGAAGUUGAAGUCAUUUAGCGCCGUACAAUUGGAGACGCUGUUGAAAGAUUUCAACUCCCUGAAUCUUACUAAAUAUAUCUCUGAGGUAGCAGGAGCAAUCGCUGAGGCUAAGUUGAAAAUGUCUGACAUUGCAGCUGCAAUUACUUUGUGUUCUGUACUUCAUCGUACCUAUGCUGAAUUCUCAUCAACCUUCUUUGAAAACUGGCAGAAAAUAUUGACUUUUAAAACUACCGAUAAAAUUACAAAUUCAUCAAAAUUACGAGUUGACAUAAGAUUCUAUGCUGAAUUGGUUGCUGUAGGCAUUUUUACCAACAAGACUGGUUUACCAUUACUAGGUAAUGUUCUCACUGUACUGAUAAAUAUGGACAAAGAGGAUCACAAUAAUAUUCCUAUAUUGUUAUCAUUUUGUAAACAUUGCGGAGAAGAUUAUGCUGGUUUAGUUCCAAAGAAAAUUAGAGAAACAGCUGAGAAACUUAAUGUGGCAUUGCCUAGAAACACAUUUUUGACAGCUGAAAAACAAGCGGCUGUAAGAACCCUUUUGAAGGACUACUUCUCAUCUUUGAGUAAGCAUUUAUUAGCAGUGAGGGCACAGUUGCAGGCCCUGCAUGCAGCUAAUCAACGAACCCUCCACACUAGAGGAGAAUUAUCACAGGAGAGAAAGGAUCAGUUGGAACAACAUCAGGCUACAUAUGAUAAACUUCUAGCAGGUGCCCAAAGCUUUGCAGAAGUUCUUGGAGAGGAUUUAGGAGAAGCAGGGGAGCCCCCAACUUUAACAUUGACAGUGACUGAGACUCAAGGCACUGUGACUAUUGGUGGUAAUGAAGAGUUUGCAAUGCAGGCUGGUACUGAUCCCUGGCAAGACGAAGAUACUAGAACUUUUUACACCAGCUUGCCAGAUUUGAAGGUUUUCAUGCCUAAUUACCAGAUGAAAGAAACUGUGAAAAAUAAGACUGAGACAGUAACAGAAGAAAUGUUGGAUGAAGAUUUGAAAGAAGAUGAACUAAGUGAUAAUGAAGCCCCCCCUCCUACAGUUCCUGAGAUGGAGCAAGAAGAAGUACAGCCUGCUAAUGUUUCUAACAAAUAUGCUCUAGAUGCAUUUAUGAAUGAACUGCCGAACUGUAUAAAUAGGGAAUUGAUUGAUAAUGCUGCUGUUGAUUUUGUCCUGAAUCUCAAUACCAAAAAUAACAGAAAAAAACUAACAAGAGUUCUCUUCAGUGUUGCUAGAACCAGGCUUGAUUUAUUGCCAUUUUACUCAAGGUUUGCUGCAAUUUUGUACCCUGUGUUGCCAGAUGUUUGCGUUGACUUGUGCCAGAUGUUGAAACAAGAUUUCAAAUAUCAUGUCAGGAAAAAAGAUCAAAUUAACAUUGAGUCAAAGAUUAAAGUGGUGCGUUUUAUUGGGGAGUUAGUCAAAUUUGAACUUUACUCUAAAAUGGAAGCAUUGUACUGUUUAAAAGUAUUAUUGCAUGACUUUAAACAUCACCACAUAGAAAUGGCAUGCAAUCUCCUUGAGACAUGUGGUCGGUAUUUGUAUUGUAAUCCUGAUACCCAUCAACGCACAAUGAUAUAUUUGCAACAAAUGAUGAGAAAAAAGACUGUCUCAGCUCUAGAUUCGCGUUAUGUUACGCAAAUUGAAAAUGCAUUCUAUUACGUCUGUCCACCGGAAACUCCUGCCCAACCAAAGGAAGAAGAGCCCCCUAUGCAUCAAUUUAUUAGAAAAGUUUUACAUGAAGAUUUACAGAAGAGUAAUGAAGAAAAAAUUCUAAGAUUAAUGCGAAAGUUAAACUGGGAUGAUUUGGAUAUCGCAGCUGUGGCUAUACAACAUUUAGCGGGUGGUUGGAGAGUCCGAGCUAGUGCAAGGAGGGCUCUUGCCAGGUUAACGGCAGAACUAGCAGCUUGGCAGGAAGCUGUAGCCCCAGCAGUUGUUGAUACUAUACUUGAAGAAAUAAGGGUUACUAUGGAAGACCCACAUCCGAGAUAUAAUCAAAGGAGAAUAGCAACUGUUCGGUAUUUAGGAGAAUUAUAUAACUAUAAGUUAUUAGAUUCCCGAGAUGUGUUCACUGUUUUGUACUCAUUUAUAACUUUUGGAGUGACAAAUGAUCAUAACAAUGUUUCUCCACUAGAUCCUCCAGAUAAUGUAUUUAGAAUUAGACUAGUGUGCGCCCUACUAGAGACUUGUGGGGCAUAUUUCAACAGCGGCUCAAGUAAAAAACGACUUGAUUAUUUCUUAAUUUUCUUUCAACAUUAUUAUUGGUUUAAAUAUGCUGAUCCUCAUUGGACUGACGACAACAUGUUUCCUAUUUACGUAAAUUAUAUAUACCAAGAGUGUUUGACUACACUCCGGCCCAAAUUAACAUUGUUUACUAGUUGGCAACAAUGUAAAGAUGCAAUAGAAGAAUUGCGCCAGACUCUAUAUCCUGAAUUAGGUGAAGAAGAUAAUGAAAAUGAGGACCAGGGAGAUGACAGUGUGAAUGAAGGUCUGGAUACAAUUAUUGAGACUGACGAUGAAACUGAUAAUCCACAACUUCCUGAAGAAAGCUCUGAUGAAGAACCUAUUACAGAAAAUACAGGUAAUGAUGACAAUGAAAUGCAACAACACGAAGAUAUUACAAUAGAACCAAGACGACCUGCUCCUAAACCUGUCGAAGAUGUAGAAUUUGAAUCAGCGUUUGAAAAAAUGGUGAUGGAGAAUAUAGCAGAACGUCAACGUGAGAAUAGACCACAACAGCGAGACAUCGCUGUACCAAUGACCUGUCGGCAGACCACUAAGAAAACAUACGAACAGUUAUUGCAAGGAAAAGAAGGAGUUGAGUUUGUUCUGAUGGUGCGCAAGGGCACUAAACCACAAUACAAGUCUUUCAGUGCUCCGCCAGAACUCGCCAGCAACUUACAACAACAAGCUCUGGCAGAUAAACAAGAGAUGGAAAAGAUGAAACUCUUAACACUCAAUAUUUCGGAGAGGCAAGAGGAAGAAGAAUAUAGCGCAGAAAGUGGGGGUGGUUCCGGUGGUAGUGGCAACCCAAAUAGAGGGCAACACGUACGCCAGAAAUAUCAGCAUCCUAAAGGAGCACCAGAUGCAGACCUAAUAUUUGGACCUAAAAAAUUUAAAUAA
This is a messenger RNA of Arctia plantaginis, 3336 nucleotides long. NCBI's taxonomy places the organism in Eukaryota, Metazoa, Arthropoda, Insecta, Lepidoptera, Erebidae. The record is from the annotation of a GenBank genome assembly.